AUGGUUGUGGUCUCCAGUGGGCUCUUGUUUGUUGUGACAAUCCUUCUGAUCCAGACGAUUCGAACGAAUGAUCAUCAAAAACCGGGAGUGCAUCGACACAAAAAUCGCAAAUCGUCAACAAACACAACAAUCAUGCUGACUGUAAUUAUAGUAAUUUAUAUGCUGGCACGCGCGCCGUCGACGUUGCUCAUAAUUCUUGCCAAAACGAUGGAUUACAUGACAGUCCCACAAAUGGCUUUCGAAAUCAUCAAUAACGUUUAUUUACGGGUGUUCGCAAAUAUCACAGUAAUCAGCCUACAUCCGAUAUCAUUCGCAAUUUAUAUGUUCAUGUCGCGAAAAUUUCGCAUUUCAUUGCGGCGAUUGUUAGGAUGGCGAUUUCUUGCUUCCGACGAGGAAUUCAACGCGUUCACCUCAAGCACGCGUCUGAAUCGCAAAAUGUCGUUCAUGGAUCAGGAUAUAUGUGGUGUGAAAUUGAGCAACUCAUCAUCGUUUCACAUAAGGCACGCAAAUGUGCGGACGAGUCAACGCGGAGCAUCGUUUGAGCACAAAAUUACAUUUGAGACGAUUCCGCGACGGUCUCGACGCGCCACUACCGCAGAUGCAAUUUCGUGA
Messenger RNA from Caenorhabditis bovis, 612 nucleotides. NCBI's taxonomy places the organism in Eukaryota, Metazoa, Nematoda, Chromadorea, Rhabditida, Rhabditidae. The record is from the annotation of a GenBank genome assembly.